Messenger RNA from Cucurbitaria berberidis CBS 394.84, 2286 nucleotides. RefSeq lists its product as uncharacterized. NCBI's taxonomy places the organism in Eukaryota, Fungi, Ascomycota, Dothideomycetes, Pleosporales, Cucurbitariaceae. Gene Ontology annotation, cellular component: nucleus. The record is from RefSeq and is a predicted model, not a curated record. The transcript is spliced from 5 exons. Gene Ontology annotation, molecular function: zinc ion binding; DNA-binding transcription factor activity, RNA polymerase II-specific; transcription cis-regulatory region binding. Gene Ontology annotation, biological process: positive regulation of transcription by RNA polymerase II. The coding region runs from base 1 to 2286 and encodes 761 amino acids.
AUGUCUGGAUAUUAUCCGUCGCGCCAGAACGUCCCGCCGCAGUACUACAAUAUCGAUCCCAACGCGGUUCCCACUCCCAACAGUCUGCAUGCCCCACCAACUACAAUUCCACAUGGCUCCUACGCUCCAGCACUGCAAGACAACCCAUUCCACCCUGGAGCCCCUGGACCUUUUGUGCAAUAUAGCGAGCCUCUCAUUCACCCAACCUAUGUCGAUCAGUUCGAGGACGUGCCUGGGCCGAUAGGAUCAGCGCAAGGUGGGAACAACACCCGCCCACGAAGACGACCAGCUCCUGGCGAGCAAGUGAAGCAUCGUAGAACCCGGAGCGGCUGCUUUACGUGCAGGCAACGGAGAGUCAAGUGCGACGAAAAUCACCCCGUGUGCGUGAGGUGCCGCAAAGGGAAUCGAGAGUGCAUCUACCCAGAUGCACAGUCUAGUCAGAAGUCGACUCGCAGUGGGUUAAAGUCAGGCAAGUCUUCGUCCGCGGAAGGAACAUCGUCGCCCGAGGAUCAUGAUGAAGAUGGAAAGGGGUAUCUGCCUGCUAUUUUCGAUGAUGACGACGAUCAUGAGGAGGAUGAGGACGACGACGACGACGACAUUGGUUUCGAUGAGGAUUUCUUGUCCAAGAGCCAAGAACUCCAAGAUUCUUCGCACACACCAGGGUCAAUCCUAGAUCAGAGCACAUCGCCCUCUACCGAGGCUUCCUCCGUAGUUCCACCGACAGGACGACCGCCACUCUCGCGCAAAGGUAGCGCGCAAGCUACCAAGGCCGGUCCCGCGACGAAGGCUACCUCUGCAAUGGCCCGAGAUCUCCACUUCUACUUGAACUACUUCCAGCACCACAUGACGAUUCAUCACUAUUCGCUAAAGAGCGAUACCUACAAUUUCCUUAAAGGCGAUCUCUUAUCUCGCGCAAUGAAGUUUGAACCUCUCAAAUACGCAGUAGCAGGCUACGCUGCAUACUUUCACACAAUCUCGCAGCCGAACGGCCGUAUCUCAACUUUUCUCCAAUUCUACAAUGAAUCAGUCUCCCGACUACGAGUAUACAUUACGAAGAACAAGAAACAAGGACUUGCGACUUUCUUGACCAUACUUCAGCUCGCAAGCAUCGAAGAGAUGCUCGGUGAUUGGGUCAAUCUUAUGGGCCACCAGAAAGCUGCCUUUGAAAUGCUCACUCGCCUUUACACGCCGGAAAGCAUCACGCAAUCGGAAUUUCUCCUCAAGGUUCUCCUUUGGUAUAUUCGUUUCGACUUGUUCGUCGGCUUUCAGUCGGGCGGAGAAGCUGUGCUUGGUCGAGAGUGGUACGAAGCAGUACAUACUUCUUACGCGUCAAAAGUGCGCGAGGACCCCGAAGACCUAAGCAUGAAGUAUGAGGAGCGUUUUGCUUACUCGCGGCUGCUGGCAAAAGAUUCAAACGACCUUUUUGCAAGAACCGGAAAAGGACUUGUCAGUCCUCAAGACUUCAUGGCACAGCUACCACUACUAAAAGAGAAGCUGGAAAAUCUAGAAAAGAACAUAUGCACGGAACUUCUGGACCCCAGCCACAAGGUCAAAAACCUUCCAGGAGAGUAUAACCCGAAUGACAUUGUCAAUCCUCACGAGGAGAACGUCAUUUGGGGCGGUCCCUUGUGGACAACGAAUUUCCUUUGCCUCGAUAUGUGGGGGAUUGUGUUCAUGUACCACGUCUCGGCAGCAAUGGCCUUAAAACAACCCUUUGAUCCAGAGAUCACCAAGACAGCGUACAGAGCAGUGCAGCUCUUCGAAGCGAUGUGCGCAUAUCCCGACGCACCGCAAGGAACAAUUGUUGAGGCGCACGUCAGUUUUGCUAUCGCAAUUUUGUUCUUGCCAAAAGACCCAAAAACUGUACAAUGGGUCCGUCGCACUUUUGCCAAGAUUGAAGCAUCGGGGUACAUUUAUUCAGACGUCCUUCGAAACCGUAUGCUCGAAUCAAUGGGUGCCGGCCCGUCCGACUGGUGGCUACCCGACGACGAAGCGUGUCCGCCCAUCAUCCGCUCGAUCAAAGACUUCAUCAAGGACCGCACCAUGGCACCCAAGGAUCAGGUAUCGGAUGACCUACGCGAAAUGAGAGGCAUCUUCAGCUCUAUGACCAUUUCCGACUCUCCAAAUUCAGACGGCAUGACCAUCACAAGCGCAGACACAAUUGGCGCGGGCGUAUCUGGAAUGGACAUGUAUGGCUCUCCGGAGUGGGCGUCGGGAUACGGUAGCGAUCGCAAGUCAUCGAUCGCAGAGGCAUACGGAUCGAGCUCGCAGUAUUCCGUGCAGUAA